AUGCCGAUGCUCGCGGCGGCCCAUGGUCCCAUGCUGGCGCUGGCGACGCUCCUGCUGGCGACUGCGGCACCAUCAUCGCAGGCUCGCAGCCUGGAGAUGUUGGACAGGCCAGAUCCCGUCUACAGAGACAAUGACACAGAUAUGUUCUGUGGGCCACACUGCUCCUGCCUGCGAGACACCUCCAUCGGCCAGAGCUACUGCGGCGACUGUGAACCUGGCUAUGGACCGCUGCAGGGCCGCAUCUCCAACUGCGAUGUUCCAUUUUGUGCCCCCCACUGCGUCAAGUGCACCUCAGACCUUUGCCUUGAGUGCGAGGCAGGCUACACCUGGGCUUCCUAUGCGGAGAGCAAGUGUAUGCUCGACUAUGCACAUGUGACUCAGGUCAACGUCACAACCACAUAUCCAGAGGUUAACAUAGAUUAUAAGCCUACCUUCAGCCUCGGCUUCCUGCCGCUGACCAUGCUGCCCUGCAUCGUUGUGUGGACCUUGCGCCGGCUGCGGCGGCGGCUCAUCCCUGACGAGAUCCCCAUGCAGGUCCUGGUCACCAUGCCACCUCGCGCUGCCCCUCCUGAUCCUCGCAACGCUCCCGGCCAGCAGCGAGAUGGCGAAGCAGACGAACCCAAUGCGGAAUCAGAGACCGCCCUGCUGGUGCCGCGCCAAGCCAGGGGCAGAGCCACAAAGGACAACUCCGUGCUGGUCGUGGGACCAGUGGGAGACAUCGAGAUGGGGGUGGUGGCAGACUGCCCAGAGGAGCCUUGGGAAGAGACCUAA
This is a messenger RNA of Ostreobium quekettii, 771 nucleotides long. NCBI's taxonomy places the organism in Eukaryota, Viridiplantae, Chlorophyta, Ulvophyceae, Bryopsidales, Ostreobiaceae. The record is from the annotation of a GenBank genome assembly.